GCUACAGGCGGUCGGCCGAUUAGCCCUAGCUAGUUGAUUAAUUAAGAUGGCUGCUUCUCCUCCUCCUCCUCCUCCUCCUCCGGCCAAGAGUUCCUCAAAAUUGCAUGUCGCCAUGUUCCCCUGGUUCGCCCUCGGCCACAUGACUCCCUUCCUUCACCUCUCCAACCAGCUCGCCGCCAGGGGCCACACCGUCUCCUUCCUACUCCCCAAAGGCGCAGAACCCCAAAUGGAACCCCACAACCUCCACCCUACCCUAGUCCGCUUCUUCCCACUGACCCUUCCCCCCGUCGACGGCCUCCCUCCCGGCGCCGCCACCGCCUCCGACCUCCCCUUCCCCCUUCACACCCACCUCUGCACCGCCCUCGACCGAACCCGACACGAAGUCCAUUCCAUCCUAACUUCCGUCAACCCUCACGUCAUUAUCUUCGACCUCGGAUGCUGGAUCCCUGCACUGGCUCGCUCACACGGCAUCAAGUCCGUCUACUACGCCGUGGUGUGCGCCGCGGGGCACGCCCUCCGCCUCGUCCCCUCGCUCAAGAUCCAAAGCGGGUGGACCGCGGCGGAGCUGAUGUUGGCGCCGCCCGGGUGCCCCUUUCCCGGUCAUCUAAUACGUCCCGAAGAGGCGAAACAAGCGGUAAUGCUCGCUCGAGAGCUAGGGAGCGGGAUGACAAUGUACGACCGCUUGGUCGCCGGCAUGACCGAGUGCGACGCCAUCGCUUUGAGGACUUUCCGGGAGGUGGAGGGACCCUUUUGCGAUUACAUUGCGGAUCAGUACUCAAAGCCCGUGCUUCUCACGGGGCCUAACCUGACGGAGACGCCGGAGGGAGAGCUCGAGGAGAGAUGGAGCGAGUGGCUGAGCAAGUUCGACGAACGCUCUGUGGUGUUUUGCGCGUUGGGGAGCCAGAUCACGCUGGAGAAGGAGCAGUUUGAGGAGCUGCUUCUGGGGUUUGAGCUAUGUGGGAUGCCAUUUCUGGCGGUGCUGAGGCCGCCGGAGGGGAGCGCAACGGUGGAGGAGGCGCUGCCGGAGGGGUUUGCGGAGAGGGUGGAGGGGAGAGGGGUUGUGCACGGCGGGUGGAUUCAGCAGCCGCUGGUUCUGAGGCACCCUGCGGUGGGGUGCUUUGUGAGUCACUGCGGGUUUGGGUCGAUGUGGGAGUCGUUGUUCAGCGAUUGUCGGAUCGUGUUGGUGCCUCGGUUGGGUGAUCAGAUCGUGAAUGCUGUGUUAAUGGCGGAACAGCUGAAAGUUGCGGUGGAGGUUGAGAGGGAUGAAGAUGGGGGGUUUAGGAAGGAGAGCGUGUGCAAGGCGAUUAAGUUGGUAAUGGAUGAAGAGGGCGAGGGGGGGAAGGUGGUGAAGGAGAACCAUGCUAAGUGGAGGGAGAUUGUUUCGAGCCCCGAGUUGCAGAAUGGGUACAUUGAUAGCUUCAUCCAGAGUUUGCUAGAUCUUUUGGACGACUAGAACCUAGAACCUAUUUGUACUUCCGAUACACAGGAUGUACGCACCAAAUCAGGGUUAUACGGUCCGUAGGCGGGACUUAAUCUGGUCAACCCUCCAGACAAGUCAAUAUACUCUACACUACCUCAAUCCGGCCAAACUGCAUAUUCUCCUAAGCGUGGGACUGGCUGUUACCUCGUCAAACCGGCCCCCUCAACCCAGCGAACUGGGGAGCUGCACACUCUCUGAGCACGGUUGACGGUACCCACACACUAUCUAAGAUAUGUGGUUGCACUCUAUCUGUAUUAGCAACGGUACUGUGCUUUAUAAUCUUUAUCUGUAUUUGUUUGUAACCAUUCCUCAAGGAUUUGAUAUUAUAUAUAUACAUAUAUACUCUUUUACUGUUUUCA
Malania oleifera is the source of this 1839-nucleotide messenger RNA. Its product is annotated as UDP-glycosyltransferase 79B3-like. Gene Ontology annotation, molecular function: UDP-glycosyltransferase activity. The transcript is spliced from 2 exons. The coding region runs from base 47 to 1453 and encodes 468 amino acids. The record is from RefSeq and is a predicted model, not a curated record. Lineage: Eukaryota; Viridiplantae; Streptophyta; Magnoliopsida; Santalales; Ximeniaceae.